Molecule: messenger RNA, 5556 nt
Organism: Plodia interpunctella (Indianmeal moth)
Lineage: Eukaryota; Metazoa; Arthropoda; Insecta; Lepidoptera; Pyralidae
Gene: DCAF12
Product: DDB1 and CUL4 associated factor 12
Exons: 10
Coding region: 301-1629 (442 amino acids)
Cellular component (GO): Cul4-RING E3 ubiquitin ligase complex
Molecular function (GO): protein binding
Source: RefSeq, a predicted model, not a curated record
UGGCAAUGACUGACAGACUCGGCCAGCUUACCGUCACCGUGUAUUUUUGUAAAAUAUUUAGAAAACUAAAGCUAUAAUGCAAUAAUUUAUAAUAGAUAAUUAAAUAAUUAGUGUUAAUAAACGAGUGAAAUGAGAGGUUGAUUAAUGACGGGACCAAACAGUGAUGUGCAUCCGGACUCCAUUCGAAUGAAAGAUGUCUUCGCGUUAUGGAUUAACAUACAACAGGACAAAACGAAAGUGACUAGUUGACCGAGCGUACUUCGGCGAAUUUUUUAGUUCCUACAUUUUUCUGCCUCGAAAAUGGCGCAGACCGUCAGGCGUGCCGUCGAGGGCAGAUAUCCCUCAUGUUAUAUACCAAGUAGAAUAAAAGAAAGAAGGGCUAAAGCCAGAGCACUGAGAUUAGAACAGCAGAGAAAGCCGGACAAACCAGAAGACUUUGUAUGCUACUCAGACAGCGACAGCGAAGAGGAGACUCCCACUCAGCAGCAUCAGAUCCUCAGCACCUCGUACAAUUUUGUGGAUUAUGUGCGCUCCAGGGAGAUACUCGCGAAAGAGGCGCGGUCGGUGGAGCCGUCGUACGCGACGCGGCAUAUGCUCACACAUGACAUGUUCCGCGAAACGCCAGUCAACCUCGGGAACAUGAACAAGGUGUUCUGUUCUCAGUGGCUCUCGGACAGGCAGGUGGUCUUCGGUACUAAGUGCAAUAAGUUGAUGGUGUACGACGUGCGCACGCGGUCGCUGGACGCGAUCCCGACAUUGCGGCCGCGCGCGGCGUGGCCCGGCGCCGACCACCAGACCGGGAUACACGCGCUGCAGAUCAACCCCUCCAGGACGAUGCUGGCGACUGGGGCGCGGAAUUCUUGCGAGUUGGCCAUAUACAGCCUACCCACGCUCGACCCUGUUUGUGUGGGAGAGGCGCAUAAAGACUGGAUAUUGGACCUGUGCUGGCUGGACGACGAGUUCGUGGUGACGGGGUCCCGCGACUCCAAGCUGGCGCUGUGGCGCGCGCCCGGCGCCGCCGCCGCCUACAUCGAGCCCCAAGCGAUCAGGGAGUGCAAGUGUGGACAGAAAGUCCGCGCGCUAACGUUCAACAAACGUUGGCGGGAGAUCGCCGCGCUGACUCUGAACGGUUACAUCCACGUGUUCGACUGCCAGACCUUCCGGCAGACGUUGUCCAGGAAACUGCCGUCCUGCCAGGAUCUGGUGUGUCUGGCCACGCAGGAUAAUGGCAUAUACGCGAUCGGUUGCAAAUCAUACACGCUGCUGCUGGAUUGCAGGACACUGCAGUCGGUCAAGAAGAUCACGUCCCGGUACAACGGCUGCGGAAUCAGAUCCGCCAGCUUUAGAGGAGACAUGCUUACUAUUGGUACUGGUCUUGGAUUGCUGAUGUUUUACGACUUGCGGGCGGGCAAAUAUCUGGAGAGCAGUGUUCACUCCACCAAGACAGUGACCCUCAGGGCUUCUAAAGGCUAUGUAUUCCCGGACGAGGAGGCGGACGGGUUCAACCAGGUGAAGUACGUGCCGGCGAUCUACACGCACUGCUACGACGACUCCGGCACGCGGAUCUUCACGGCCGGCGGCCCGCUGCCCGCGCCCCUCAUCGGGAACUACGCCGGCCUCUGGCAGUAGUCACAGUCAGUGUCCAGUCACUGGCUCUCGUUACCUAUGCCUAAUACUAGUACUACUUGUCUAUGACUAUACUUUUCUAUGGAUAUAGUUGUCUAUGAUAAUUGUUACCUAUGGCAAUACUUGUCUUUGACAGCAUAUUGUAUGUCUACGAUAAUAAUUACCUAUGACAACAGUUGUCUAUGACGAUGCUUGUCCAUAGCAUAACUGUCUUUGGCAAUAGCUGUCGAUGGAACAAUACGAAAGAUCCCGUGACUAGUGAAAGUGAGCAAAGACGAUAUCGUGUUUCGAAAUGAAGGCCUCUCUUUGAAACUUCUGGAUCGAGACAUAUACUACUUGUGACCAGCUUUGUGAAUAAAUUAUUGACGAGUGUAAUAACGUGAUGGAAUAUUAAAUUAUCGACCAAGCUACUUCGGCUGAAUGUACUGGCAGUCGACCGAUAUUUAUGUUACAUAUUGUCAGUGUAAAAAAAAGCAAUUUUAUUAGUAAUCUGUGAUUCCAACAACAUAAAUACAUACCUACAUACUUCACUGGAUAUAAAAAGAAGGAAUAACUUCGAAAUUUAAUUUAACUUGGCUGGUUUAGGAAUAAAUAUAGUUCCAUUUUCAAAACACGCGCCGCUCGAUGACGAAAAUUUUCGUUUAUAUUUUAACCAAUUUAUUUCUAUUUGUAACUUAAAUUUCGAAACAUAAAUAUUUUAGUUUUUAAACUGCAAUAUUGUAAAUAGAAAGAAAUUAUAGUAUAUGCUUGGUGUUUUUAUAUAAGCUUUUUCGUGAUAUAUGAUGUAAUCUGUAUUGGUCCUCAUUAGUAUACAAUAAUUUCAAUAUAUUAGAACUGAAUGAAGCACAAAUAAUAGUCAGCUAGCAUAGACUUGAUAAAACAAUGAAACACCAAUUUACAUAUGGAGUAUAUUGUGAUUUGAAAUUAUCAGAGAUCGUUUCAAAGUAUGUUUAUACCAAACGAGCGAAUAUUCUUCUUUGGCUGAUCCACCAAUCAGUGAACAAUCGUGAGCCCACCAACCACCAGCAUUAGUGGACAUAGUAUGUAUAGAAUGACAAUCGCUAAUUUGGUUUAAUUAAACGCACCUUUAGAUUAAAUACUUAAAACUUGAUCAAUAAAACCUCGGCCGCAAACUGUCCUCUAAUCCUGAAGUAUCUUUCGCAUAAUACCGCGACAGGGAUUGAAUAAAAUUAAUCACGAAUUUUCAAAGCAAACUUAUAUAUUAAAGUUCCAAAUUUACGCGUAAACAAGUAAUGGUGGAAAGUUGUCCCUUUGGCGAUAUUUUGGGAAAGAGCUAUUCUGCGAAAUGGACAUUACGAGACAGUCGUUAUAAGACUAGGGGACAUUUUGCGAAAGAGGCAUUUUGCGCCAACAAAAGUUGUCGCGGACAUUGCAACCAAAAAGAUACGAAAUGAAAAGAGCAUUUUUUUAAACAUAUCUGGCAACAUUAUUAAUUAUAAACCAAAAUAUAUAUAUAAAAAGGUUAAUACAUACAUAAUAUUACCCAAAUAUAGAUAUUUCGUUGCACUGCACUGUAUUCUAUUUGUUAAUUUAGUUUAGACCUAUCAAUCGCUUUUUAUGUGUGAUCACUUCCAUCUUUACAUGAAUUAUUUUUCAAUUUUGCUAAUUAAACAACAAGAUUUAUAAAAAUAAAUUUGAUAAUGUAACGAAAAGCAUAGAUCUCAGAAUGUAAUAGUUCUGAGAUCUCCAAUUCGUGAAAUGAAUAUAUCUAAAGCAUGUUCAACGCUACACAUGUAUGAAUGGAUUAAUGUUAAUUAUAAUGUGAUGUACAUAUUAAGAAUACUACAGACUGUCUAUAAGUAUUACAAAACGGAUUUUAAUGAACUACAUAUUUUUGCCAUUGUAAUACCAUAUAUAAUAGUCAAAAUUGGUUGAUACCACAAUGUUGUCAACCAAAAGCAGUGGCCUCAAUUAUUUUCUACCUCUAUAGACAGACUGUAACUUAUAAAUAAUAUUAUACGGUGAUUAUGAUAACCAUAUUGGCAUAACGAUCUACUUCCAUUGGAAUAAUUUUUACUUGUAGUGAUUUUGUAUAAAUGAUUCUUAAUUAUUAAGAGUUUAUAUAAAAUUUGCAAGUUCGUAAUCAUCCUGUUAUGUGCACACUAGGCCGGUGAAGGUAUUGCUGUCUCUUUUUGUUAUUAUAAUCCUGGAAAGGGACAUAAAUACAUUCAUUUGUAAAUUGCCCUGUUAUUCAUAAAAAAAGUUAAAACACACUUUAAACGUGUGUUUUGUCUCGUUCUGUUAAAGUCAAAUAUUGCAGAGUGCGAUAGUGACAAAACAUACUUUAGCUUUUUUAGGAAUAACAGGGUAGGUGUGAGACGAUGCAAUGUAUAAAAUUAUACUGGUUAGAGGAUUUUAGGGUUGGGUUGUACAUAAAGAUUUAUAUAAACGCUCAUUAGAAUCACAAUUAAGUGCGAGAAUAUAAAUAAAAAUAAUAUAGGGGAUUUGCUAGCGAUUUAGCUUCGGUUCGCAGUUAGCUUGGCGUGUGAUGUAUAUUUUAGAUUUACUAUGGCGAAAUAUGGUGUACAAUUUACAACACUAUUUUGUUUUGAUUAAUAAUUAACUUCUACUGCCAUUCGCAAUAUGUUAUCCUAUAUUAUGUAAGGGUUUACAUUUUGUUGCAAAUACGCGACGCAUAAGUUUAAUGUUAAACGCGUAUGUUUUCAGCAGUCAAAAUGAGACCCUCGACAUAAAAUGGUAUGUGCAUAUUGUACAUUUCAACAAUGAAGUUUCUUGUGUAAGAAAUUAUUUGAUAAAUAUAAAUUACCUUGUAUUAUUAGAGCUUAUCUUAGACGUGGUAUAUACAUAUAGGGAAUGGAUUAUGGGAUAACCAGAAAUCCCUUAUAAAUGAUCUAGGUACAAGUCUAAAAUAAGUAUUUAUUGAUUUUGAUUGUUUUAAAUUUUGACAUAGAAAACGCUCCAUGCGUGUUGCACGAUUAGUAGAAUACGCUAUGCGUGUUUUUGUGUGUUAAGAAUGAGAAUGCUAAGAUUAUUUAAGGCAAUUAGUUUUAAAAACUUGAAAUAGUUAUGUUGUAAAUUGACACACCCAUACAAACUGAAAGUGGGAAAUUUUAUUGCAGACAAUUAUUUAACGCGUACGUUUGUAAAUUCUCACUAGACUCUGACGUCUUUUUUCGUCAACGUCUCAAGUAUUCAUAAAAGUACGCCUUAUUCCAGUACUUAAUAUGAAUUUGCAAUAUAAUUUUCUGUAUCAAAUAGCGACUUCAACAUUGUUCGUGAUGCCGUAUUACCUCAUUGUUUGGCGUGAGUGAGACAGCAAACACUGAUGUGUAGACUGUCUCGUUUCAACUACGUGAAUAUUGGGACCAUGGUCUUUGUAUAUUCGAAAUGUAUAAAGCAACAUUUUACUUUUGACGAUGUUUGAAUUAUGGAUCAAAUGAAGACAUAGGAAAUACCAUAACGUAUAAGACUAUUAUCUACAUGAAAGAAAUAAAAAUGCUGACAUUUUGAAAUAACCAAAGACCAUGACACCACGAGCCUUAAGUUUAGUGAUACGAAACUUAUAUAUAGCGGGGAUACAUAUUAGUUAUUAUUAUUGAUCCAACUCAUUGUGCGUCACUGGUCACUACAUCGUGUCAAAAAUAUACAACACAUAAGGAAUGUGUCAAAAUAUCCUAGUUAGUGAAGCGGAUUCUGUUUGUGUUUAUAAUAUUUUCGUUCAUUAAAACGCACCAAGAGUGUCGCGUCGCUGUUUGGACUACCUACACUCUAGGCAUGUUUCCAUAAUUAUCGUAUUAAAUGGCACUUAAUAGUUUACCAGUGGCGAUCAACGGGUUCCAAUUGGCUACUAUAGUUAACGGUAAGCGAGGCGUGUCGAUUUGUUUUUACAUGUAAUUUCUACAGAUAUCCAGAUAUGGACCUUAUGACAAAUAAAAGACUUAAAUAUGC